AUGAAAGAGUGCCUAGCGAACUACGCGGAUUUGUCUGUGAAUCCUUUAGAAAAGACUGCUCGAGUCUGGUCCUUGCGACGCAAUAUUUUCGACCGACAUGCCCGAGUUUUAUAUGGCAUUAAUGUGGAAGAAUAUCUUAACUGGAUGGUUGAAUCUGCCACCAUUUCCUCCUCUUGCUCCAAUAACUCGGAUGUGAUCAAUUCUGGCGUGACAGACGAUGCGAAGUUGCUCGGUCCUAAGCGAACGACAAUUGUUUCCUCGCUAUUAUCAUGUCCUCUUCAUCCAUUCGUUAAGUUCUUGGCGCCCGAUUUGAACUUCGAGGAUGUAAUGCCAGAAUUGAUGGCCUCCCCAGACCGUAUCUACCUGGAGCGUUUUCUGAAUCGGGGAACUUUUGGAUCAGUUUUUGCCGGAAAGUUCACCUCUUCGGUUAAAUCUGCUUCAUGCGGAAUUGAAUUGGUAAUUUCAUAUUAA
Protopolystoma xenopodis is the source of this 471-nucleotide messenger RNA. Lineage: Eukaryota; Metazoa; Platyhelminthes; Monogenea; Polystomatidea; Polystomatidae. The record is from the annotation of a GenBank genome assembly.